Triticum dicoccoides is the source of this 737-nucleotide messenger RNA. RefSeq lists its product as uncharacterized. Bases 161 to 658 code for a protein of 165 amino acids. The record is from RefSeq and is a predicted model, not a curated record. NCBI's taxonomy places the organism in Eukaryota, Viridiplantae, Streptophyta, Magnoliopsida, Poales, Poaceae. The transcript is spliced from 3 exons.
CGUGGCCUCUGCUCGUCCCUGUCCUCGCCGCCGCCACACGUUGCCUCUGCUCAUCCCCGUCCUCCGCCGCCACGCCUCUCGUCUCCUCAUCCCCGUCCUCCGCCUCCACCUCCCCGAUUCCACUUCCCCGCCUCCAACCGAUGAUGGUAGCCCGAGAUCCAUGGUGGCGGCGGUUGCAGCAACCCCAUGGGAGCGGGGGCUAACACUAGCCGCCGCAGCGCGCCUCUGCUGCUCAAAACCAACGGCCAGGGCCAUGGAUCUCACCAGGGGCCUCCCUCCUCCGUCUCCCAGGCCCCGCAUCUGCCUCGCCAUAUGCAGAUUCGGAGCAGCAAGGGUCGGACUAGCAGAGGAUGACGACCGUGACCUGCCGGAGGCCCGAGCUCGACGAUGCCCCGCACAAGGAGCUCUCCGCCUCUCCAGUUCCAUGGAUGGUGACGACUGGGACCCCACGCUCAAGCCCGACGAGCUGGGCGAGCUCGACGGCAAGGUCGUCCGCCCUGCCCACUAUGAUUCCCCACAGAACAAGAAGGUAAGAUUGGGAAGCUGGCUACUUGUUGCUGCACAUCACAAUCAGCCACGAGAUGAUGGUUGCCAUCAGAGGGCCGAUAGCAAGAACCUAAAUAAUGACCUCUAUAGUUUGUAUGUUACAUUGAUAUAAAAUGAAUUGUACUCAUUCAUAACCCUGUUGUGUGAUUUUUUUUCAAUCUAUAUUGUAAGUUAUCAUUUUUGUAGAUGAU